Molecule: messenger RNA, 2695 nt
Organism: Coffea arabica (coffee)
Lineage: Eukaryota; Viridiplantae; Streptophyta; Magnoliopsida; Gentianales; Rubiaceae
Product: G-type lectin S-receptor-like serine/threonine-protein kinase RLK1
Biological process (GO): protein phosphorylation; recognition of pollen
Molecular function (GO): protein serine/threonine kinase activity; ATP binding
Source: RefSeq, a predicted model, not a curated record
UAUCUCAUGCAAUGGCAAACCUAUGCAUACAACUCAUAUUCUUCAUAUUUCUCUUCUUCAUUUCUGCUUUGGCUCAAAAUAAUGGUAUUGUGCCUUUGGGCAGGAGCUUGACUGCCGGUGAAACAUCCAAUUCGUGGCUUUCACCUUCCGGCGAUUUUGCAUUUGGUUUCCAGAAAAUUCCGGACAAGGAUCUGUACUUGUUUUCCAUAUGGUAUAACAACAUACCAGACAAAACUGUAGUUUGGUAUGCUAAUCCAACCAACACGGUUCCUCGUGGAUCGACUGUGGCGCUUGAUGCUCAAACGGGUCUCGUGUUCCGUGACCCUCAAGGCUUACAACUUUGGAGUGCUGAUGUCAAUCCUAAUCAAGUUGAUCAUGGUUUCAUGAACGACACAGGCAAUUUUAUCCUCAAAGGGAGUGAUGAAAGCUGGCUAUGGGAAAGCUUCAAACAUCCUGCUGAUACGAUACUGCCAAAUCAAGAAUUGGAAAUCAAUGGUACUCUGUCUUCUCGACAGUCAGCAACAAACUUCUCUCAAGGAAGAUUUUAUCUCCAUUUUCAAGGGGCUGUAGUGCUUACUACCAGCCGAAAUGUGCUAAUCAGUGACGAUGGUGUGUAUUACCCAAAUACCGCAAAUUGGUCAAAUGAUGGUUACAAGGUUAUCUUCGAUAGUGGAGGCACCAUGUAUAUAAGGAAAGUGAACAAUCAAACAGAACAGCUGAGUCCUUCAAGACUAGGAUCUGAAAAUUAUUAUCACAGGGCAACGUUAGAUUUCGACGGGCUCUUCACGCAUUACUAUCAUCCAAGAAAUUCAACUAGCAAUUCAAAUUGGACGAUUCUUUGGUCUGUACCAGAUAAUAUAUGUCUCACCAUCAAGUAUAAGGGGGUCAUAGCUUGUGGAUAUAACAACGUCUGCAUGCUCGAAAAUGGAAGACCAGUUUGCAAGUGUCCAAAAGGUUAUGUGCUGCGUGAUCCAAACAACAUGUAUGGUGACUGCAAAGCAAACUCUCUUGUUAGCUGUGGUGGAGUAGAGGGGGACUCUGUAGAAAACCUUUACGAUUUUGAGGUAAUGAAUGACACUGAUUGGCCAAUGAAUGACUUUUAUCAAAUAAGUCCGUCAAGUGAAACCAUCUGUAAGCUAUCUUGCUUGCAGAACUGUUUAUGUGCAGUUGCCAUUUUUAGAGUCAACAGUUGCUGGAUGUUGAAAUUGCCACUUAUUAAUGGGAGGGUGGACUAUAGACUUCAGUCAAAAGCUUUCAUCAAAUACCACAAAAGUGAUGCUCCUCCAGCAUAUCCGAUUGUUCCUCAAGGUUAUCCGGUAGAAUCAAAGUCAAAGGACCGAGGCACCUUGAUACUUGUGGGAUCUGUCCUUCUUGGCAGCUCUUUCUUAGUAAACUUGACAUUCAUUACCGCAGCUUGUUUGGGUGUUUACCUCAUAUACCAGAAAAAGAAGGUAAUAUUUCAUUUGAACACUGAUGCUAAGGAUAUAAAUUUGCACAUUUUUCCGUACAAAGAACUUGCAGAAGCUACCGAUGGAUUCAAGGAAGAGUUGGGUAGGGGAUCAUUUGGCAUUGUGUACAAAGGCGAGUUACAAAUCAGUUCCAAAGGCAGUAUUAUUGCUGUCAAGAAGUUAGACAGAGUGGCUAAAGAUGCUGAGAAGGAAUUUCGAGCUGAAGUGAAAACAAUUGGUCAGACUAACCACAAGAAUUUAGUCCGUCUGCUUGGAUUCUGUGAUGAAGGACAACAUCGUCUAUUGGUGUAUGAGUAUAUGAGCCAUGGUACUCUUGCAAGAUUGCUGUUACAUGAUCCAAAACCGAGCUGGAACCUAAGAACCCAAAUUGCUAUCGGGAUUGCAAGAGGACUCGUAUACCUUCAUGAAGAAUGCAGAACUCAGAUCAUCCAUUGUGAUAUAAAGCCUCAAAAUGUACUUCUGGAUGAGUAUUUCAAUGCUCGGAUUUCCGACUUUGGAUUGGCAAAACUUUUGAUGAUUAGUCAGAGUCAAACAAUGACUAGUAUCCGUGGAACAAAAGGGUAUGUUGCGCCUGAAUGGUUCAGGAACAACCAAAUCAAUGCAAAGGUCGAUGUUUAUAGUUUUGGUGUCUUGUUACUAGAGAUCAUUUCUUGCCGAAAAUGUGUGGAGGACAUUGAGAACAUUGGUGAAGGAGAAAAUCCAAUUUUGACUGAUUGGGCUUGGGAUUGCUUUCAAGAAGGAAGAUUGGAUAAGUUUGUUGACAAUGAUUUAGAGGCUUUAGAGGAUAAAAUGAUGCUAAAGAGAUUUCUGAUGGUUGCUAUAUGGUGUAUCCAAGAAAACCCAUCGCUUAGGCCUAAAAUGAGGAAGGUGAGCCAGAUGCUUGACGGAAUUGUGGAAGUUAUGGUGCCCCCGUGUCCAUCUCCUUUUUGCUCUACGAGUUAAGUUUUAGUUCUGUACUGUUUUGUGUCAUUUGUUUUUGAUGUCUUGAGACAGUAUACAAGCUUCUUUUCUUUCUCCUUUUUCUUUUUUGUUUUCCUGCUUUUUUCCAGUGUAAGAGAUUUACCUAGUAGCUAAACAUCCUAUCGGGAUGGUGGCAGUGCACUAAGUCAAUGAUAAAGUUAGGACUAUACAGCCAAUCAAAAAUUCUGUGAUGUUGACGUUCUCUUUGUAACUCCUUAAACCUCUCUCAAGUUUCAUAUAAGAAUUCACCUUCCUGUUGAUGAAAA